ACUUACUUCAAGAAUUCAGAGGGCCCGUGGAAAGCAGCAAUUGAUGCAUUAAGGCGAAGAAACCAGGAGAACAGUCUAGGGCUCCAGCCACUGUUGCUAGGCACAGCUCAACCUCAGUCACGAAAAAGGAAAUGGAAUGCCCAGUUGGUUAUACCUGCAAGCAGUACAAACAGAAAUAGUUUAGAAAAGAACAAGGAAAAGGGCUGUGUUGAUUUGUACAGUACAAGUGUGUCUUUUCCAGUGGAGCAGCUGCAGACCUUUCCUCAGCUCCUACAAAAUAUCCACCGUCUAGAGUUUCCCUCCCAGAUGGGUUCAGUGUUAACAAACCCUUUAUUGCUUCACUAUAUGAAUUGCAUGAAAGAUGAAUCUGUUUACCUGAGGCUCUACUAUUGGAUGAGCCAGACUCUUCAGGAAGAGUGCACCUGGUGUGUGGCUGAUAAUAGCCAAUGCGAAGAGGAAUUCAAGGACUUCCUGGAAACUGUCUACAAGGCAGAGUGUUUCUUGCAGGAGGGAUUUUCUUCUUGUGAAGAGUUCCUGUAUAAAAGCCUUCCUCUCUGGGAUGGCCAGUCCUGCCGAUCACAAGUCCUCAAACUUGUGAGUUGGAUCUCCCUCAGGAGCUUCUCUGAAAUGAAGUCACAACUCUGUGAUCCCCUGGCACAGCUCUUCUUCACAUCAUCCAUUUACUUUAAGUGCAGUGUUCUUGAGAGCCUGAAAGAGCUGCUGCAGAACUCGUUAAUUUGGCACAUGGUUCAUCUGGAUUCAGAGGCUGACUCUCAAGCCCAUUCUUUAAACACCACCCUUUCUGGCCUAGUGAACGUGGUGGCUGAACUGAUCCGCUUUGUUGGAUGGAUCUCCACUGUUGCAUUGCGUUUGGAAAAAAAUUCUACUUUCUUGCUGUACUUCAUUCUGGAUUUCUAUGAGACCGUGUGCGACAUGUAUCUGAAGUACAAUCUGCCUUUGUUGAUAAUGCCUCCUGCUGGAGUUUUCUACCCAGCACUUCUCAGCAUGGAUUCUGUCACCUUGAAUCAGCUCUGCUACAUUAUGUACAGGUAUCGAACCAACUUGGUGGCUGCAAAAGAAAAUGAGCGGAGUAAAAAGAAAAUACUGCAAUUCAAGUUCAGUAGCCAGACAUACCAAGAGUACAACCAGUACAUAAUAGCCAUGGUGGGUUGUCUGUGGACUUCCAGUGCAUUCCAGAAGGAUAAUCAUCCUCAAGGUCUUGGUAUGGAUGAUGAACUGCUGAAGAAAACUGGAGUGCAGGAAUACAAAACCAGCUUUAACAUUGUCUACCACCCAGCCAUGAUGGGCUACGCUCUUUGCUUUCUGCAGCAGGCUUGGCCAGAUGAUACCACCUUCAACUUCAGUUUAAUUAAGGGAAGGAACUGGUAUCUGGAGUAUCUCUAUGCGCAAGGUUUAGAGGGCUUGAAGGUCUUCAUUGAAAGCAGCAUUAAUCGUGUUUCGCAGGCCUCUCACAGUAAAGCUGGGAAUGUGCAAGGGUGA
This is a messenger RNA of Mesitornis unicolor (brown roatelo), 1500 nucleotides long. RefSeq names its product centromere protein I (gene CENPI). The record is from RefSeq and is a predicted model, not a curated record. Gene Ontology annotation, cellular component: kinetochore. NCBI's taxonomy places the organism in Eukaryota, Metazoa, Chordata, Aves, Mesitornithiformes, Mesitornithidae. The transcript has 13 exons. The annotation marks the transcript as partial.